AUGCCAUGCCACAAUCAGCAAAUGAACAGUGUCAGCAGUGGACAGGAGCACCCGAUGAAGCAAGUCCGUUUUGCGAACAGCACCGGCAGCAGUGCCCCUGCGGCUCUGAGCAGCUCGGAACCAACCGGUGACACCUUCACGCAGCAGCCCGACAACAGCCAAGACAACCUGGGACCUCAACUUAAACUGCUUCCUCUGAACGACCAGAUCAGGGAAUUGCAGACCAUCAUCAGAGACAAAACAACCAGCAGAGGUGAUUUUGUUUUUUGUGCGGACCGACUGAUCAGACUGGUCGUUGAAGAGGGUUUGAAUCAGCUCCCCUUCUCAGAGUGCACUGUGACCACUCCAACGGGGUACAAGUAUGAAGGUGUCAAGUUUGAAAGAGGUAACUGUGGAGUCAGCAUUAUGAGGAGUGGUGAGGCCAUGGAGCAAGGUCUCAGGGACUGCUGCCGCUCCAUCCGCAUCGGGAAAAUCCUCAUCCAGAGUGACGAGGAGACUCAAAAAGCAAAAGUCUACUACGCUAAGUUCCCCCCAGACGUGUACCGAAGGAAAGUACUGCUCAUGUACCCCAUUCUCAGUACAGGGAACACCGUGAUUGAGGCGGUGAGGGUGCUGAUAGAGCAUGGAGUCCAGCCCAAACAUAUUAUCCUCCUCAGCCUCUUCUCAACUCCUCAUGGAGCCAGGUCCAUCAUCCAGGAGUUCCCAGAGAUCACCAUCCUGACCACAGAGGUUCAUCCCGUCGCUCCAACACAUUUUGGACAGAGAUACUUUGGCACUGACUGAAACCUGACUGGGAUCAUGAUCAGUAAAUUGCUCUGGGUCUAUUUUGGGUUUACUUUCUAUUAUCUCAUCUUCUCCUUGUAGUGCCAUAAACUGCUCCUCACUGUUCCUAAGCCGAGUCGGAGUGAUCAGUCAAAUUCUUUGUAUUUAUUGCUUUUUGCUGUGAUUUCACGCUGUAGAGAAACCAGAUUAAAAGUUGGAACAUUU
This is a messenger RNA of Nothobranchius furzeri (turquoise killifish), 987 nucleotides long. RefSeq names its product uracil phosphoribosyltransferase (FUR1) homolog (S. cerevisiae) (gene uprt). NCBI's taxonomy places the organism in Eukaryota, Metazoa, Chordata, Actinopteri, Cyprinodontiformes, Nothobranchiidae. Gene Ontology annotation, molecular function: ribosylnicotinamide kinase activity. Gene Ontology annotation, cellular component: cytoplasm. The record is from RefSeq and is a predicted model, not a curated record.